This is a messenger RNA of Coffea eugenioides, 1758 nucleotides long. Its product is annotated as protein BASIC PENTACYSTEINE6. Gene Ontology annotation, molecular function: DNA-binding transcription factor activity; sequence-specific DNA binding. Gene Ontology annotation, biological process: response to ethylene. Bases 344 to 1342 code for a protein of 332 amino acids. The transcript is spliced from 4 exons. Lineage: Eukaryota; Viridiplantae; Streptophyta; Magnoliopsida; Gentianales; Rubiaceae. Gene Ontology annotation, cellular component: nucleus. The record is from RefSeq and is a predicted model, not a curated record.
UGUGUGUGUGCGCGUGUGUGUUGAGUUGAUGUUGGAGUAAUGGGGGCUUAAUCUCUUGUUUGCCCUUACAACAACUGUUCUUUCGUCAUAGAUAUUUCUUCAAUCACCUUCUCCUUCGAUUUAGGGUUUUGACUCUUUUGCUUUCUCUCUAUAGUCUCUGCAACUCUUUGCUCCAUGAUAUUUCACUGAAUUUUACGGAAUAUGAGUUUCAGUUCAUGAUCCUCCUGCUUGGGUUAAUGGGCCUGAGUGGUUGUUUCAUGCCUACCUGAGUCCAUGUUGCACCUAUAGUACUGGUUGGAAAGUUCAUACUGAUACCAGCCGCUAGUCCUGUUGUUUGUUACAGAUGGAUGAUAGUGGGCAUCGUGAGAAUGGGCGUCAUAAGCCACCUCAGGGUCAGUGGUUAAUGCAGCAUCAGCCAUCAAUGAAACAAAUCAUGGCCAUUAUGGCUGAAAGAGAUGCUGCUAUCCAGGAGAGGAAUUUGGCUCUUUCUGAGAAGAAGGCUGCUUUGGCAGAACGAGACAUGGCUAUCCUGCAGAGGGAUUCAGCAAUAGCUGAAAGAAAUAAUGCCAUUAUGGAACGCGAUAAUGCAAUUGCCACUCUUCAGUAUCGCGAAAACUCUAUAAAUAGUGGUAAUAUGUCUCCCUGCCCACCAGGAUGCCAAAUUACACGUGGUGUGAAGCAUAUGCACCAUCCUCAGCAGCACGUACACCACCAGCCCCAAGUAAAUGAACCUCCAUAUGGUAGCAGAGAUAUGCCCAUAAGUGAUGCUAUUCCAAUAUCACCUGGUUUGCUGGAGCCUGCAAAGUCCAGGAGGACAAAACGAACCAAGGAUCCGAAGGCAGUAACAUCAACUAAGAAGGCUUCAAAGUCAUCGAAGAAGGUUAAAAGGGAGGGUGAGGACCUCAACAAAACAAUGUUUGGCAAGUCACAUGAGUGGAAGCCUGGGCAGGAAGUGGGUAGUGGCACUGAUGACCUGAACAGACAACUAGGUGUCUCGAAGCCAGACUGGAAGGAUCAGGACCUGGGUUUGAACCAGGUUGCUUUUGACGAGUCAACCAUGCCAGUGCCUGUGUGCUCCUGCACAGGAGUUCUCAGGCCAUGCUACAAGUGGGGAAAUGGAGGCUGGCAAUCAUCUUGUUGUACCACCAAUUUGUCUAUGUAUCCAUUGCCAGCAGUGCCUAAUAAGCGUCAUGCCAGAAUUGGUGGUCGGAAGAUGAGUGGAAGUGCUUUUAACAAACUGCUGAGUCGCCUAGCAGCAGAAGGCCACGAUCUGUCAAACCCUGUUGACCUUAAAGAGCACUGGGCGAAACAUGGCACAAAUCGCUACAUUACCAUCAAAUAAAUGUAAGUUGAAGUUUAUAGGGGGAAAGGUUGUCAGCCACUACUGACAAUUAUAUAUAUUUGAUUUGGAAUUGUCAGGGGAAAAAUUAUUCGUUUAGUUAACGAAGUAAUUGGAGUUUUCCCUUUUUUAUUGGUGCCAAUCAAUUCUCUCCUUCACCCCUAAUCUUCCCUUUCUGGAUAAUCUGAAGAAUUAAGCUGUCUGCGUCUCCCCUUUUUCCUUUUUGUAAUGUUGGUCGGGGAAAAGAUGCAGGGCUAUUGAAAAGUGAUAGAUAAAUGAGCAUGUGUAUGGGCUGUAUGGGCCAUGGGGUAAGGUUGGACCCUUAUUGCUUGUAACUAGUAUCAAGUGUAGAGAUCCGCUGUAUUUCUCCUGUAUUAAGGUACAUGGUACAUGUUAAUUGUGUUAUUAUUUUCUGUUUA